AUGAUACAUCUCUCUCUCCAGGGUGAUGUGGAGGAAGACGAGGCUGUGCCGGACAGUGAGCAGGACAUCAAGCCCCGCUUCCACAAGUCUCGCACCGUCACCCUGCAGCACGAGGGAGGAGAGGGCGAGGAGGGGGAGGACAUCGAUGAAGACGACGACGAUGAUGACGAUACAUUAUCUGACUGGAACCUACGCAAGUGUUCGGCGGCGGCGCUGGAUGUGCUGGCCAAUGUGUUCCGGGACGAGCUGCUGCCUCACCUGCUGCCCCUGCUCAAGGGCCUUCUCUUCUCCCCUGACUGGGUCAUCAAGGAGUCUGGCAUCCUGGUGCUGGGGGCCAUCGCUGAGGGCUGUAUGCAGGGCAUGGUGCCCUACCUUCCGGAGCUCCUCCCCCACCUCAUUGCGUGCCUGUGUGACAAGAAGGCCCUGGUGCGCUCCAUCGCCUGCUGGACUCUGUCCCGCUACGCCCACUGGGUGGUCAGCCAGCCCCCAGACUCCCACCUCAAACCCCUGAUGACCGAGCUGCUCAAGAGGAUACUGGACGGCAACAAGAGGGUGCAGGAGGCCGCCUGCAGUGCAUUUGCCACCCUGGAGGAGGAGGCGUGUACAGAGCUGGUCCCCUACCUCAGCUUCAUCCUGGACACGCUGGUGUUCGCCUUCGGCAAGUACCAACACAAGAACCUGCUCAUCCUCUACGACGCCAUCGGAACGCUCGCCGACUCCGUAGGACAUCACCUCAACCAGCCUGAGUACAUCCAGAAGCUGAUGCCUCCCCUCAUUGCCAAAUGGAAUGAGCUGAAGGACGAGGACAAGGAUCUCUUUCCACUUCUGGAGUGUCUGUCGUCGGUGGCCACGGCCCUGCAAAGUGGCUUCCUGCCCUACUGUGAGCCUGUCUACCAGCGCUGUGUAACCCUAGUACAGAAGACCCUCGCUCAGGCCAUG
Messenger RNA from Salvelinus fontinalis (brook trout), 939 nucleotides. Its product is annotated as transportin-2-like. Gene Ontology annotation, biological process: protein import into nucleus. Gene Ontology annotation, cellular component: cytoplasm; nucleus. NCBI's taxonomy places the organism in Eukaryota, Metazoa, Chordata, Actinopteri, Salmoniformes, Salmonidae. The record is from RefSeq and is a predicted model, not a curated record. Gene Ontology annotation, molecular function: nuclear import signal receptor activity; protein binding.